Panicum hallii is the source of this 1389-nucleotide messenger RNA. Its product is annotated as myb-related protein Hv1-like. The record is from RefSeq and is a predicted model, not a curated record. The transcript is spliced from 2 exons. Lineage: Eukaryota; Viridiplantae; Streptophyta; Magnoliopsida; Poales; Poaceae. Bases 362 to 1105 code for a protein of 247 amino acids.
CGGUGCCCGGCUCCCCCCGUGGCCUCUCGCUUUGCGAUGAAACUGGUAGCGAACCAGUGGCAGCGAUGAGGUCAUGGAGGCCUGGGGAGGAGGGAGGCCUACCGGCCUAACCUUUUUCCCACCAACUCAGCCAGCCAGGCCCUCUAGAAGACCUCCUCCCCCCGAUCCAGUCAAGUGCCUAUAAAAUCCAGGCCCCCCUCCACCCACCCUUGGCUCGCAGCACCGCAGCAGCAGCAGCAGCAACCUCCACUGCCGCAAGGCCACCGCACCGAGGGAGGGGAGCGGAAGAAAGCGGCGGCAAAAGUAUCCUCGGGAAAGCAGCAAGCAACAUCGCCGGUUUGGUCCUGGUUCGUCGGCCGCCAUGGGGAGGUCGCCGUGCUGCGAGAAGGCGCACACCAACAAGGGCGCGUGGACCAAGGAAGAGGACGACCGACUCGUCGCGUACAUCAAGGCGCACGGCGAGGGUUGCUGGCGCUCGCUGCCCAAGGCCGCCGGCCUGCUCCGCUGCGGCAAGAGCUGCCGCCUCCGGUGGAUCAACUACCUCCGGCCCGACCUCAAGCGCGGCAACUUCACGGAGGAGGAGGACGAGCUCAUCAUCAAGCUCCACAGCCUCCUCGGCAACAAAUGGUCCCUGAUCGCCGGGAGGCUGCCGGGAAGGACGGACAACGAGAUCAAGAACUACUGGAACACGCACAUCCGGAGGAAGCUGCUAAGCCGGGGGAUCGACCCGGUGACCCACCGGCCGAUCAACGAGCACGCGUCCAACAUAACCAUAUCGUUCGAGGCGGCGGCCGCCGCCGCGGCGCGUGACGAGAAGGGCGCCGUGUUCCGGCUGGAGGAGCCGAAGGCGGCGGCGGCGGCGAUCGGCCGCGACCAGAACCCCGCCGACUGGGGCCACGGGAAGCCGCUCAAGUGCCCGGACCUGAACCUGGACCUCUGCAUCAGCCCGCCGUGCCAGGAGGAGCCCCUGAAGCCGGUGAAGCGGGAGGCCGGGCUCUGCUUCAGCUGCAGCCUGGGGCUCCCCAAGAGCGCGGAGUGCAAGUGCAGCAGCUUCCUGGGGCUCCGGACCGCCAUGCUCGACUUCAGAAGCCUCGAGAUGAAAUGAGCCUCUGUUCCUCCCUCUAGUCUCUCCCGUUUUGCCACUCCUGGAUAUUCGGUUAGCUCUCUCGUAGGUGAAAAUAGUGGCGAGUGAAAAGAGAAAAGAGAGAUAAGAAGAAGAAAAAAAGUGAGGAUUUGUGCCCUGGAUCUUCCCUGCUCUCUCUCUCUCUCUCUCUCUCUCUCUCUCUCUCUCGUUGCUCCGUUUUGCGUCUCUGUAAUUACCAUCACCCCAACUGAUGAUCAUGGGCAAUAAUAUCUGCUGCUAGGCCUAGGGGCUCUGUAACUUGGCAA